CUCAGCCUCCAGAUUGUCCACCAAAGCAUCAAUUACAUCGAAAGAAAAACAUGUCUCUCGGUUUCCUCACCAGACUCAAGAUUUUAUGGGCACUUUACGAUAUACAAAAGAUCUAUUACCCCAUCUUGGCUGCUGUUGGUGUCCCAGUGAACCUGGUGACAAUCGUGAUCUUGUCUCGGAGAAGAUGUGGUCUCUCAAAAUGUGUGACAUCCUACCUGCUUGCCAUGGCAAUGGCAGAUCUACUGGUGGUUAUUGUUGAUCUGAUCCUGCGGCAGAUUCCCAUUGUCUAUCGGGAAGAAUUUAAUUUUGUGAGGAUCGUUCCUUUGUGCAAUAUCCAUGCAAUCUUGUUGUAUGCUGCCACUGACUGCUCUGUCUGGUUCACUGUCACUUUCACCUUUGAUCGCUGCACAGCCAUUUGUUGGCAGAAGCUGAAAUCAAAAUAUUGCAUCGAGAAAAUAGCCAUAAUGGUUUUGGGAACUGUGACUGCCCUGAGCUGUUUUAAGAACACUUUCUGGUAUUUUCUAUAUUCAAGGGACUAUUGGCUUUCCAAUAAUCCCUGGUUUUGUCGUGUCACUUUAGAAGUGUCUCGUUCUUUGGCCUGGUUUGUCAUUGAAUUAAUGCAUUACAUUUUGACACCAUUUAUUCCCUUUCUCCUGAUUUUGCUGUUCAAUGCAUUGACAGUCAGGCAUAUUAUCGUGGCCAGCAGAGCCCGCAGGAGACUUCAGGGUCAGGGCCAAAGUGAGAGCCACAAAGACCAGGAGAUGGGAAACAGAAGGAAAUCCAUGAUUUUGCUGUUUGUUAUAUCGGGAAAUUUCAUGUUGCUGUGGGCCGUCUUCAUGGUGUCUUCGAUAUGGAGACGCUUGGAUUACUUGGGGAAAAUUUGGACUAUUAUUUCUCUGCCUACAUUUGUCUCAGAAAUUGGCUCAAUGUUACAACUGUUGAGUUGCUGCACAAACACCUUUAUUUAUGUACUGACUCAGAGAAAGUUCAAACAAGAACUGAGGAACGGAGUUCAGUAUCCCCUGGCUAUGAUUGUCAAGUUGUGUCAAUUAAUGAAGCAAAGCUUUUCUUGAGGAAUAUUUUUGUAUUUUGCUCCACAGAAUGUUGAGAAGAAUUAUUUUCAAAUCUUUUCUUAAAUAUUUACGAAUGACUACAUUCUAGACCAUUAGAGUUGGGGAAGACCAUUCGGCCCCUCACGCCCGUUCCACCAUUCAAUAGGAUCAUGGCUGUCCCGCCAUUCCCCAGAUCCACUUUCCUGCUCUUCCUUGUAAUCUUUGAAUUCCUGACUAACCCAGUACCUCUAUAGUUCAACCUUAAAUAUACACAAGGAGUCCAGGCACAUUCCUGUCUAUAAAAGCAUAGUGCACUUAGCAGGAGUCUCCUCCUCAUCUCUAUCUUGAAUUGGUGCCCCUUGAUUUGAGACCAUGUCGUUUAGUCUUGGACUCUCCCAUAAAGGGAAACAUCCUCUCUGUGUUUACACUGGCGUACUCCUUAAGAAUCCAAUAAGUUUCAAUGAGAUCACCUUUUAUUCUUCCAAACUCCAGUGAGGCAAUUCCCAAGCUGUUCAAUCUUUGCUCGUAAUGCAAUCUCUCCAUGUCUGAGCUGUCUCUGAUGAAGUGAUAUUAGAAACCCAGAUGAGGUCUCUCUAGACUAUCGUACAGCUGCAGUAAGAUCUCCCCACUCUGAUACUGUUAUAUCGGGUCCCACAUUCCAUUCACCUUCUUGAAUAUCUGUUGCAUCAGUUUAAAAGGAUUGAAUAGAUGGUAAUACUUAAAGACUUGCGUCAUCCAGAGUUGGGUGUCAAUAUUCUAAAAACAACGGUGCACUUUUAUUGUAAUUAUGGCAUUGUUCAACGGCCAGCCAGAGAUCAGGUACACAUGAUGGGCUGAAUAGUCUCCUGUGUAGUAUUGUGUGAACUUUGUAGCCCCCCAAAGGGAAUUGGGCAUCUGGCAUCCACUGUCUGGGAGGGUCUUGAGGCAGGUUACCUCCUAUCUUUUUAAAAUAUGCACUUGAAUGGGCACUUGAAUGUCAGAACAUUAAAGGCUAUGGACGUAAUGUUGGAAACAUUGACUAAUGUAGACAGAGUAUUUUUGGCAGCAGAGGCUCUCAGAACGCAAUGAUCUCUUGUGAGCUGUGUGACUCCAUGAUUGUAUGAAUUCUAAAUGAUUGUUUUUCAUUGCAUUUGGGUUCCACACUUCACCUUUCUGUCAUGAUUGUGAUAGGGUCUGACAAGCGGGCUUCAGAAAGUAUGAGUUCCCUAAUUUAACCAAGUUAAUGGCCCCAAUCUGGGAGUCCUGGCUAAUGGAUACAAACAGAUGUGUCAGACAUUCUGAUCACUCUGAGAGCUGGUUCGGAGGGAGCUGGAUCAGUGUGAAAACCUCUUCACAUGCAAAUAAAGUGUGACAUGGUGAUGGGA
Messenger RNA from Stegostoma tigrinum, 2416 nucleotides. Its product is annotated as probable G-protein coupled receptor 139. The coding region runs from base 51 to 1073 and encodes 340 amino acids. NCBI's taxonomy places the organism in Eukaryota, Metazoa, Chordata, Chondrichthyes, Orectolobiformes, Stegostomatidae. Gene Ontology annotation, biological process: G protein-coupled receptor signaling pathway. Gene Ontology annotation, molecular function: G protein-coupled receptor activity. The transcript is spliced from 2 exons. Gene Ontology annotation, cellular component: membrane. The record is from RefSeq and is a predicted model, not a curated record.